This is a messenger RNA of Rangifer tarandus platyrhynchus (Svalbard reindeer), 369 nucleotides long. The record is from the annotation of a GenBank genome assembly. Lineage: Eukaryota; Metazoa; Chordata; Mammalia; Artiodactyla; Cervidae.
AUGGAAUUAUCUGAAUUGGUUCCGAAGGCCCCUUCUAUUCAUGACCUUUGCCAUCGGCUUUACAGCUCCCCCUGCUGGCAGUGGAAUACACGGCCCUGGAGCUUAGACUUCGGUAUCGGCCACGUGAUCUGUGUUGGGCGUAAAAGUACAGGCCACAGUGAAAGGGUUCCAGCUCAUCCUCCCGUCCGCCCUGCCAUCAACAAGGAGAUGAUGAUGGAGCACGAGGCGGUCCUUCCAGAAGACCGCUGCCCCAGGUCUGGGCUCCAGAAGGAAGACACUAGAGCUGACUCUGGUGCCCCCUCCCUGCCACCUGUGGUGAGGAGCUGGGUUGGGCUGGACCCACCUCCUGAAGCAGAGGUGCCCAGAUGA